CGUCGAGUACGGUUGUUAAUAUUACAGUCAGAUAAGAUUAAAAACGUUCAAUUAAUUCACAGACGUCUUCUGAAAAUAAUGGCGCUCCCGGAGACUUUCGUGGCGGGUUUUCACGAUGAAAACGCCGUUAGGAAAAUGACCUAUACAAAACUAGGCAGCACAUCUCUUAACGUGUCGAAAAUAUCGCUGGGAACUGGUGGAUUUUGCUACUUUUAUGGCGAAUAUAACAUCGAAGAUUGCAAAAAGACUGUUCACGAAGCUAUCAAAAGCGGUAUUAAUUACAUAGAUACCGGGCCCUGGUAUGGACACGGGGAAGCUGAGGAGAUUUUGGGCAAAUGUUUGGAGGGGAUACCCAGAAAAGCCUAUUAUCUGGCAACGAAAAUAGGCAGAUACGAGAAGGAUCCGAAUUUAAUGUUCGAUUUUUCUGCGAAGAAAACGAAGGAAAGCAUAGAAGCCUCGUUGAAGAGAUUACGAGUCGAUUACGUGGAUGUUUUACAAGUUCACGAUGUGGAAUUUUCCCCUAGUUUGGAUAUCAUUCUCAAUGAAACGUUGCCAGCAGUUCAAGAAAUAGUUAAAGCCGGUAAAGCAAAAUUCAUAGGAAUUACCGGUUAUCCAGUUUCGACUUUACGCGACUGCAUCGAAAAGAGCCAUGUAACAAUAAACAUGAUACUAAGUUAUACAAGGCUUACCAUGAUUGAUAAUACUUUGAGCGCGUUCGUGCCGUAUUUGCAAGGGAAGAAUGUAGGUGUAGUUAAUGCCUCUGCAAACGGGAUGGGUUUGCUGAGUAAUUUUGGACCGAGAGACUGGCACCCGGCUCCCCAAGAAAUCAAAGAUGCUUGUACUGCAGCCAGAAAUAUAUGCAAGGAAAACAAUGUAGAACUGGGAAAAUUGGCGAUUUUCUACAGUUUACAACAGGAAGGUCCGGAAACUGUUUUAAUAGGAAUGAAUACAUCAAACCUAGUGCAUGAUAAUUUAGAUGUGUUGAUUAAUGGUUUAAAUAAAAAAGAAAUGGAGCUGUAUGAAGAAGUGUUAAAGAUUUUCCAAAAUUUAAAAGUGAAACAUUGGGAAAACUACGAACUGGAAAACUACCGAAAACUUAAAAAAGGAGAAAAAACCGACGGUCAUUUUUUCACUACUAAAUAAACCAUCCAUAUUUCAAUAAAACGAAAUACAUUUUAAACCCCCUAAAUCGCAUGUUACUAUGAAAUAUAAAAAAAAUUUAUUAGCAUAUAAAUCGAACAAUUAAAACUUAAUGUUAAUAUUUUAUUAUCACAUCUUAUCUAAACCAACGAGACGUUUACCAGAUAUCACAGGCCCUUAUCGUGCUCGAUCUAGAGAUCAGUCUUCGGCCCCAAUGAGACCGGUAUCGCUGCCAAUUCUGUCCUCAAACACAGCACCUCGCCGCACACGCACAUUAUCGUUGCACAGGCCACGUUCAGGGCCCACCAGGAGAAGGUGGUCGGGAACUGCUGGUUGUAGAACCAGCAGAUUACCAGGUGGAUCACGUGCCAGGUGCAACUGAAAUCCAUGCAUUGUUUUGUUCUUUCUACGAUGUACCACAACGCUAGAGCUCUGUGAAAUAGUCGAAAUUAGAAAGGAUUUUUGAAUGUAAUGAGUGCUGUAUUUACCCGACUGCAGCGUUUAUAACAAAACUACAUAUAACGAUCUGCCCUCCGGAGUCUCGGAUUUGUAUUUCCUGUAAUUAAAUAUGAUAAUAGAUAAAAAUAAUCAUAAAAUUGAAUUUGUAACUUACGUGAUAUUGAAAAAUGUUGUCUAAAGUCUUCGGUUCCCCAACCAACGAACCCAACACGAUUAACCACAAACCCAACGUGAAAUAUAAAAUACAUUGUACAGAAGUUAUUUGAAAGAUUAUUAACCACGGAUCCCAUUGCGUGUACCGGAAAGAUCCAGUUAAUUUCUUCAUAUUUACAAUUGGCUUUAAUUAAAGGUACUCUUGAUGAUACACUGUUUAAUUGGCUAGUUAAUUCAAAACAUUUCUCAACAGUAAAGUGAGUUAUACAAUCAUUAUAAACCAAUUAUUUGUAGUGAUAAUAACUUACUUUGAAUAUUUGUGACCAGAAAUUUAAUUUUAAAUCAACAAUAUGACGAAAUUGAAAUGAAAAAUGUCAAAACAUAUUAG
This is a messenger RNA of Phyllotreta striolata, 2140 nucleotides long. NCBI's taxonomy places the organism in Eukaryota, Metazoa, Arthropoda, Insecta, Coleoptera, Chrysomelidae. The record is from the annotation of a GenBank genome assembly.